AUGGCUUCCGAACCCCCUCCCCGGAUUGGCUAUGCCUGUCAGGUCACAGCAGAUUGGGAUCCAGAGGCUCUUAAGGCGACACUUCCAACAGGGCUCAAUGAUCCCCUCAAAGUACAGAGAGGUGACUUCGUCUGGGUCUUCCAGACGAAUCAAGACUAUGGCUAUACUGAAUUGGCUCGUGGUCACAAAGAGGAGAAAGGUUGGGUCCCUCUUCGCAUUCUGAAGAAGGGAGUGAAACGCGUUGAUCCCCUUAUAAUCGAAAUCCCAGCACAGGUUCGCAGCUUUCGACCAGUCGGAUCCCAGGCAAGUCAGAGUACUCAAAGUGCUCAGAGCGGUGAUUCUUCUGCAACUGUGCUCCAAGCGACUCUUCGGGAGCUUUGGCACCAAACCAAGAGCCAGGAGACGGUGAUCAAAGAAGUCAUCCCGGGAAUGUCGGACGCAAGUCGUGCGAUAUUAUUCCACCCGAGUGCAGCAAGAUACGCCGAUAUCAUUCACGAUUGUAUUGUCCCUCAGGCCCGCGCAAUCAUGGCAAAUGGCAAUUUCAGCGUCGAACAACUCAGGACCCUGACAAGCAUUUCGGAUGGCUAUCCUAAGCACCCCGGUAUUUACCUUAUCAUCUACGACGACUUUGGCGGUCGUAAUAGUGGAAACAUUGUUUACCAGACGGCUAUUUAUAUCGGCCAGACCAUCAAUUUUCAGCAGCGUCUUAAAGCGCAUAACAGGAACCGGGAGUCGAGGACCCAGUCCACACAUUACAGUCUUGCCUCGAAGGCCAAGCAGAUGAGAAUGAUGCCGCUCUUGCUCCAGACUGCUCGUACUGUUCCCGAUCAUUUUCUCGACAUUGCUGAGUUUUCCUUCGUCUGUCUCUUUCGAACCUGGUAUGCAACACUUUUCAGGCCCAGAGAUCUGGAUUCUUUCGGAGCUUACCAUACCGACUACGACGGAUGUGCGGCUUUCUCCCGCCUGAUGAGAGACGUAUCUACCAAGACUGGCUGGAAUCCAGGUCGCACUUAUGGCCUGAAUUGGAAUACCCCCAUUCUUAGGAAUCUCCAGGUUGAGCAAAAGUGGACUUCAUGGUAUGAUGAAGUUUCUGGUGUCCAUGUUUAUCGCACCCGACGUAACAUGCUUAUCUCUAAAGGCAAGGCCGAGAUCCGCUGGCACACGGGUGAAACGAUCUCACUCCCUUUGGAGGUCUCCCAGGAUGCCGGUUUCAAACAUGGACAGCCAGUCCACCUUGUCGCUGAAGUGCGCAAACGUGGCGACGAGUACCUUACUCACCCUUUCCGCUUCUGUCGAUUUCCCCCUAAGAUUGGUCGCAACCCAGAGCUUGAGAAACUCAGGUCCUUCGCCGUCAAAAUACAGUGGCUUCCUGAAGGAGAAACCAAAUGGAAACAGUACUAUAUCGAAAGAUCUGUUUUGUGGCAGGCCAUGGGCAAGACUGACCCAGUGUUAAGCAUCUAUCGAAUAGGGCUCAUGAUGCUUAACAGUGUUGAAAAGAUCAGUUACUCUGGUGGCCCCGACUGGCUGCCUCACGUCUCGCCAAUCGGAAUCCAAUAUUUGCGGUACUUUCAUCUUGAGCAGAAGUUGGUACUUGAGAUGGUCCAGCCACGGGUUAUUCCUUGGCCACAAGACAAUACCAUGGAUCGCAAUAAGCAGAGACUGCUCGAGCUGUUCCCACCUCAGUCAAGCCCCAAUACUAUCAUUGGGCCCCGGCCCUCAAAGGGAUAUUUUGCAAGAUUCCGACAGGCGUGCGACAUGUGUCUUUCACAACGGACAACUACCAAGUGCAAUUACAGCCCCGAUGACGAGUCGUGCCAAUGCUGUAGGCCCCUGAACCGUCCCUGCACCUGGUCCAGAGCCACAAAUGUCAUGGACCUUUUUGUCCAUGGCAAAGUCCUCGAGGAGCUUGGUAUUGCUGUGAACGUUUCCAGAGAGACUCAGUCGAUGAUCAAGCGAAUGAAAGAGGCUCCUAUUGACCCAUCUAUCGAGGCGAAUGACCAUGGAAGUUUACCGUCUAACUAA
Messenger RNA from Fusarium sp. VM40, 2022 nucleotides. The record is from the annotation of a GenBank genome assembly. NCBI's taxonomy places the organism in Eukaryota, Fungi, Ascomycota, Sordariomycetes, Hypocreales, Nectriaceae.